AUGCUGUGGUAUCAGCAAACAGAAAAUUAUGGGCCCUUCAAACUCAUUGGAAAUCUAGUUUAUAAAGGUAACACCACUGAAGACUCGUACAAGGAACGUUUCGGCAUGACCGGAGAUGGUUCAAGUCAGGGGUUUCUCCAUAUUAGUGCAAACGGAGAUGUCAUCAGGAUCAAAAUGCUUAUUAGCCUUACUCUAAUUCUACUUUGGGCGACAGCACUGUCGCGCGGUAAAACAGUCCAUCAGACACCCCUUGCAGUUUUCCAUCACGCUGGGGAUCCUGUGAAGCUGGACUGUAGCCACAGUAUUUCAAGCUACAACAUGAUAUUGUGGUACCAGCAGCUUAAAGAAGAAAGCGCUUUGAAACUCAUUGGCUAUAUUUACCAUACAAAUACAGACAUGGAGGCUUCAUACGAGAAAAGGUUCAAUAUCAGUGGAGCUGGUUCGAAGGCAGCCUCUCUCCACGCUCGCGGAUUUUCAUUACUCAUCUGUCUUGGUUGUGUUUCUCCAGGUCUGGGUGACGGAAGUGAUAUUACACAGUACCCUGCUAUUCUCUGGGCUCCUCGUGGUAGUGAUGCUCAGAUGAACUGCAGCCACAACAAGGGUCCUACUUUUAAUCAAAUGUACUGGUACCGUCAGUUCCCAGGGCAGCACCUUCAGCUCCUGGUGUUCACCUUUCCCGGUGGAGAAUCUAAAUUUGGGAGCGGAUUGGAAGACAAAUUUGCAGCCAUCAAAACUGUAGCCGAAAGCGGGUCUUUAACGGUGAAGAACGCGGAGGGUGAAGACAGCGGUGUGUAUUUCUGUGCAAGCACUCUCACUCACAAAGAGCCAUGCCUUUGGAUCAUAGGAAGAAAGGAGAGGAAACAGGAGCAAAUCCACACAGCCAGAGCUGGAACCAAUCUCUGUAACAUACAGCAGGACACGCUGCAUCAGGUCAUGCUGGUCCGGAGCCUAUCCUGGAAGCAAAGGUCACAAGGCAGAGAGUUCUGGCAAGAUUUCCUGAAUGGUGACAAUGAUCAGACAUCUGAAAGACUCCACCGUUCUAAUGCUCUGGCUAACAGGUUCCUCUUUUUGCCUGACAGUCCGACAAAGCCCUGCAGAGCUCAUAAAGCACCGCGGAAAUGCCGUAAAUCUCACCUGCAGUCACGAUGA
Molecule: messenger RNA, 1149 nt
Organism: Scleropages formosus (Asian bonytongue)
Lineage: Eukaryota; Metazoa; Chordata; Actinopteri; Osteoglossiformes; Osteoglossidae
Exons: 8
Coding region: 1-1149 (382 amino acids)
Biological process (GO): cell surface receptor signaling pathway
Cellular component (GO): plasma membrane
Source: RefSeq, a predicted model, not a curated record